AUGCCGGCAUUGGAAUGCUUACUCAUCAGGCGUGUGAAGGGGAUCACGGAGCUUCCGGAGACUGUUGGACUUCUGUCGCAGCUGCAGCAGCUCACGAUUGACGACCAAGACAGGGGAGGGGAGAAUGUAAAGGAGUUGGAGAUGCUCCAGGAGGCGUUUUCCAUUCCACCCAGGUGGGGACCGGCUCCUGGACGAUCUCAGGCGCUACACAAGUACGUGGACGACACGGAGGACUAUCUACACGAGUACGUGGACGACACGGAGGAAACUACACGACUCCACGAGUAUGUGGAGGACACGGAGGACUAUGUGAACAUACAGCUGGACUAUCGCAGGAACCAGCUACAGGGGACGCAGGUGGGUGGUGCUGAUGACGUGGCAAGAAUGAUGACGUGGCAGCUCAUCCAGGCAACGGGGAUGGUGCUGUCGAUGCUCAUUAUGACCAUAGCAGCCUUCUCAAUCAACGAUACCUACUGUCUGGGCAGCUGA
This is a messenger RNA of Closterium sp. Naga37s-1, 489 nucleotides long. NCBI's taxonomy places the organism in Eukaryota, Viridiplantae, Streptophyta, Zygnematophyceae, Desmidiales, Closteriaceae. The record is from the annotation of a GenBank genome assembly.